AUGUCUGCCCUGCUGACACUGUGUGUGGCCCUCUUGCCCCUGGCGAGCCCUGGUCAUGGCACCCAGCAUUGGGAGCCCUGCACAGAUCUGCGUCCCCUGGACAUCCUGGCAGAGGUGGUCCCUCCGAAUGGUGCCGCGGGAGGAAUCCAGACCGUGCAGGCCCAGGGCGCAUGGGGCCUCCAGCUCUCGGCUGCCAGCCCCCGCGCCGUGAGCUUCCCUGCCUCCAGGAUUUUCUCCAGAUGUGACCUCUUGCCCGAAGAGUUCUCCAUCGUCGUAACCUUGAAAGUCCCCAACCUUCCACCCAAGAAGAACGAGUACCUGCUCACGGUGGUGGCGGAGGAGAAGGACACGCUGCUGCUCGGCCUGCGGUACUCGUCCACCCAGCUGCACUUCCUGUUCCUCAGCGAGGACAAGGCCGGCGCCUGGCAGACCCGUGUGUCCUUCCGUAACCCCGGCCUCAUGGACAGCCAGUGGCACACGCUGGUCUUGGCUGUUUCCCAAGGAGCUUUUUCCAUCACCACAGACUGCGGCCUUCCUCUGGACAUAGUCGCUGACAUGCCCUUCCCAGCCACACUGUCAGUGCAAGGAGCCCGGUUCUUCGUCGGCAGCCGGAGGAGAAGCAAAGGCUUGUUCACAGGCCUCAUGAGGCAGCUUGUCAUGUUGCCUGGCUCAGACGCCACCCCACGGCUGUGUCCCAGCAGGAACGCCCAGCUGGCCGAGCUGUCCAUCCCACGAGCACUGCAGGGGCUUCCGAGGAAGUCAGAUGAUAACGACGUGCUGAAAUAUCCCUAUGAAACCGAUGUGAAAGUGACUCUGGGGUCCCAGCCACCCUGCACCAAGGCGGAGGAUGCCCAGUUUUGGUUUGACGCUGCCCGGAGGGGGCUGUACUUGUGCAUGGGCAGCAAGUGGGUCUCGGUGUUAGCAGCCAAAGCCAAACUAGACUACGUGGAAGAGCAUCAAAGCCUGUUCACAAACUCUGAGACACUGGGCAUCGAGGUGUUCCACAUCCCCAAUGUGGGGCUCUUUGUGGCAACAGCCAAUCGGAAAGCCAGGUCUGCUAUCUACAAAUGGACGGAGGGCAAGUUCGUCUCCUACCAGAACAUCCUCACCCACCAGGCACAGUCUUGGCGACAUUUCACCAUUGGGAAGAAGAUCUUUCUGGCAGUGGCUAACUUCGGCCCGAAUGAACGGGGUCAGGAGUUCUCAGUGAUUUACAAAUGGAGUCCCAGAAAGCUGAAGUUCACCCUGUACCAGAGGAUUGUCACCCAUAGUGCCCGGGACUGGGAGGCCUUCAAGGUGGAUGGGGAACACUUCCUGGCAGUGGCCAACCACCGGGAAGGUGACAAUCACAACAUUGACAGCAUCAUCUACAAGUGGAACCCUAGCACGCAGCUCUUCGAGGUCAACCAGACCAUCGCCACUUCUGGCGCCUAUGACUGGGAGUUCUUCACCGUGGGGCCCUACUCAUUCCUUGUGGUGGCCAACACCUUCAAUGGCACCUCUACCAAGGUUCACUCCCACCUGUACAUCUGGCUGGUCGGCUCCUUCCAGCUCUUCCAGUCUUUCCUGACAUUUGGCGCUGCAGACUGGGAGGUCUUCCACAUAGGGGACAGGAUCUUCCUGGCGGUCGCCAACAGUCACAGCUACGAUGUGGAGAUGCAGCUUCAGAACGACUCCUACGUCAUCAGCUCGGUCAUCUACGAGCUGAACGUCACCGCGCAGACCUUCGUCAAGUUUCAGGACAUCCCCACCUGCAGCGCCCUGGACUGGGAGUUCUUCUCCAUAGGGGAGGACCACUUCCUGGUGGUCGCCAACUCUUUCGAUGGAAACAGCUUCUCAGUGAACAGUAUUAUUUACAGGUGGCAGGGCUAUGAGGGCUUCGUGGCAGUGCAUAGCCUCCCUACCUUCGGCUGCCGGGACUGGGAGGCCUUUGACACUGCGGCCGGCUCCUACCUCAUCUACUCCAGCGCCAAGGAGCCCUUCUCCAGGGUCCUGCGGCUGAGGACAGGCUGA
Castor canadensis (American beaver) is the source of this 2013-nucleotide messenger RNA. RefSeq names its product thrombospondin type laminin G domain and EAR repeats (gene Tspear). The record is from RefSeq and is a predicted model, not a curated record. NCBI's taxonomy places the organism in Eukaryota, Metazoa, Chordata, Mammalia, Rodentia, Castoridae. Gene Ontology annotation, biological process: signal transduction.